This is a messenger RNA of Mauremys reevesii (Reeves's turtle), 5180 nucleotides long. RefSeq names its product integrin subunit alpha 7 (gene ITGA7). Lineage: Eukaryota; Metazoa; Chordata; Testudines; Geoemydidae. Gene Ontology annotation, biological process: cell adhesion mediated by integrin; integrin-mediated signaling pathway; cell-cell adhesion. The record is from RefSeq and is a predicted model, not a curated record. Gene Ontology annotation, cellular component: integrin complex; external side of plasma membrane. Gene Ontology annotation, molecular function: integrin binding. Bases 151 to 3597 code for a protein of 1148 amino acids. The transcript is spliced from 26 exons.
CAUGCUCGUAGCGGGGGCGGCGCCCUCGGCAGCUGCCCGGCCCCGAAGCCCCGGCCCGGCCCGGGGGGCGCCGCUCAGCCGCUGCCAGGCGGGGCGGGAGGGUCCCACGCACCUGUCCCGGGUUCGGGGCCGGGGAGCGGGGCCGGCAGCAUGCGGGGAGCGCCGGGCGCCUGGCUCUGCUGCCUCGGCCUCCAGCUCCUGGCGGGCGCCGCCUUCAACCUGGACGGGACCGACCCGCUGCUGAAGGACGGGGCCGGCGGCAGCUUGUUCGGCUUCUCCGUGGCCCUGCACCGGCAGCUCCGGCCCGAGCCCGCCAGCUGGAUGCUGGUGGGUGCCCCGCAGGCGCCGGCCCUCCCAGGCCAGAAGGCAAACCGGACCGGCGGCCUCUACGCCUGCCCCCUGACAGGCGAGACGGACGACUGCUGGCGCGUGCCCAUCGACGAGGGAGUGGACCUGCGCAAGGAGAGCAAGGAGAACCAGUGGCUGGGCGUCACCGUGAAGAGCCAAGGUGCCGGCGGCAAGAUCGUGACCUGCGCCCACCUCUACGAGUCGCGGAACCGGGUGAACCAGCCGCUGGAGACGCGGGACGUCAUCGGGCGCUGCUACGUGCUGAGCCAGGACCUGACGGUGAGCGAGGAGCUGGACGGGGGCGAGUGGAAGUUCUGCGAGGGGCGUCCCCAGGGCCACGACCGCUUCGGCUUCUGCCAGCAGGGGGUGUCGGCCGGCUUCACCGCAGACAACCACUACAUCCUCUUCGGGGCGCCCGGCACCUACAACUGGAAGGGGGACCUGCGCGUGGAGCUCCUUAGCCAGAGCUCCCUGGAGCCGGGUACCUACGACGACGGGCCCUACGAAGCCGGGGGGGAGAAGGACCAGGACCCCUCCCUCAUCCCCGUGCCCGCCAACAGCUACUUCGGUCUGUUGUUUAUGACCAAUGUUCAUAGCGCAGACCCCGACCAGCUGGUGUAUAAAACGGCCGAGCCCGGCGAGCGGCUGCCCGGCACCGUCGGCGACGUGGCCCAGAAUAGCAACCUAGGCUUCUCCGUCGACUCGGGGAAGGGCCUGACUCGGCAGGGCCAGCUCAGCUUCGUCACAGGGGCACCGCGGGCCAACCACACCGGGGCCGUGGUGAUCCUGCGACGGGACAACGUCAACCGCCUGGUGCCCGAGGUCAUCCUGCCCGGGGAGCAGCUCAGCUCCUCCUUCGGCUACGCCGUGGCCGUGCUGGAUCUGAACAGCGACGGCUGGAUGGACCUGGUGGUGGGGGCGCCCCACUUCUUCGAUCGGCAGGAGGAGAUCGGCGGGGCAGCCUACGUGUACAUCAACCAGGCGGGGCGCUGGGCGGACCCCCGCCCCGUCCGCCUCAACGGCACCUCCCACUCCAUGUUCGGCAUCGGCCUCGCCGCCCUCGGCGACCUCAACCAGGACGGCUUCCAGGACAUCGCCGUGGGAGCCCCCUUUGAUGGAGCCGGCAAGGUCUUUAUCUACCACGGCAGCAGCCUGGGCAUCGUCACCAAACCGGCCCAGGUCCUGGACGGGGAAGGCGUCGGGGUGAGGACCUUCGGCUACGCCCUGUCCGGGGGCCUGGACGUGGACGGGAAUCUCUACCCGGACCUGCUCGUUGGCACGCUCUCAGACAGCGUGGUGCUGUACAGAGCCCGGCCUGUCAUCCACGUCUCCAAGAACGUCUCCCUCUCCCCCCAGAACAUCGACCUGGAGAGCAGGAACUGCCCUCGCCACCUGGGCAUCUGCGUGGAAGUACGAGCCUGCUUCAGCUACACGGCCAGUCCUGCCAGCUACAGCCCCCGCGUCACACUCGCGUACACCUUGGACGCUGACGUGGACCGGCAGAAGCUGGGCCAGGCCCCCAGAGUCGCCUUCCUGGACCGGAAGCCCACGGACCCCGAACACCAGUUCUCGGACGUGGUGGAGCUGCCCCACCAGCGCGCCCCCGCCUGCGUCAAGGCCACCUUCCAGCUGCAGGACAGCAUCCGGGACAAGCUCCGCCCCAUCGUGGUGGUGCUGACGUACAGCAUCGAGCACGCCCGGAGCAAGCGCCAGGCCCAGGCUGCCGCCCUGCCCCCGCUGAUGCCCGUGCUCAACGCCCAGCUGCCCAGCAGCCAGAGGGCAGAGGUGAAUUUUUUGAAGCAGGGCUGCGGGGACGACAAGAUCUGCCAGAGCAACCUCCAGCUGCGCUACCAGUUCUGCUCCCGCGUGGGCGACGCCGACUUCCUGCCCCUGCCCAGGGGCGCCGAUGGCACGGCCGUCUUCGCCAUGAGCGACCAGAAGGACGUGGCCUUGGAGAUCCAGGUCACCAACCUGCCCUCGGACCCAGCGGCGCCGCAGCGGGACGGGGACGACGCCCACGAGGCCCUGCUCACGGCCACCUUCCCCGAGGCCCUGCCCUACUCCGGGGUCCGGGCCCAUGAGGCGUGGGCCGGGCCCGGCCUGGAGAAGCAGCCCUGCCUGCCCAACCUGAACGGCUCGCAAGUGCAGUGUGAGCUGGGGAACCCCAUGAAGCGCGGAGCUCAGGUGCGGUUUUAUCUCAUCGUCAGCACCUCGGGCAUCACCAUCGAGACCCAGGAGCUGGAGCUGGAGCUGGAGCUGAGCACGAUCAGUGAGCAGCCGGGGCUGCGGCCUGUGAUGGCGCGAGCACGUGUGGUCAUUGAGCUGCCCCUGUCCAUCACGGGCGUGGCCGUCCCGCGGCGGCUGUUUUUUGGCGGCCAGGUACGGGGCGAGAGCGCCAUUCGCACCGAGGGCCAGGUGGGCAGCGCCGUGCGCUACGAGGUGACGGUCUCCAACCGGGGCCAGUCGCUCAACACCCUGGGCUCGGCCUUCCUCAACCUGCUGUGGCCCCACGAGCUCGCCAACGGCAAGUGGCUGCUCUACCCGCUGCGGCUGGAGCUGGCGGCCCGGCCCGGGCAGCGCGUGUCCUGCAGCCCGGCGGCCAACCCCCUGCGGCUGGCACUGGAGAGCCACGGGCAGGACAGGAGCAGGAGGGAGGCCGAGCGCCCGGAGGUGCCCAGCACGGGGCCCUGGUGGCACCGUGCCCACGCUGAGAGGAGGAACGUCACGUUGGACUGCGCCCGGGGCACCGCCCGCUGCCUCGUCUUCCGGUGCCCGCUCCACAGCUUCGAGCGCUCGGCCGUGCUCACGGCCUGGGGGCGCCUGUGGAACAGCACCUUCCUGGAGGAGUACCCGGCCGUGACCUCCAUGGAACUGCUCGUCCGCGCCAACAUCACCGUCAAAUCCACCAUCCAGAACCUGGUGCUGAAGGAUGCUGCCACGCAGAUCCCCGUCACCGUCUACCUGGACCCGAGCGCGGUGGUGGCCCGGGGCGUCCCCUGGUGGAUCAUCCUGACCGCGGUGCUGGCCGGGGUGCUGGUGCUGGGGCUGCUGGUCUCCGUCCUGUGGAAGGUGGGCUUCUUCGAGCGCCCCCGGCACCAGCAGGCCGCGGUGCCGCAGUACCACGCCAUCAGGAUCCCGUGGGAGGAGCGCCAGCUCUGCCGCGAGGAGAAGACGGGCACCAUCCAGAAGAAGGAGUGGGUGACAAACUGGAGCGAGGGCAGCGACGACCACGUGCCCAUCUCGGGCUAGGCACCCGCCGACCCACGCGGGAUCCCACUGGCCGGCGCUGGCUCAGACCUCGGGGGGGGGGGGGUCUCUGGGGAGCACGCAGAGUCGGGGUGACUCCGCCGCGGUGGCCGGGGGCUGCUCUGCCAGGCGGCUGCGGCAGGAGAGGCGGCUGCCGGACUCCGGACAGGAGAUGUGGGACCUGCCCCCAGGACAAGGGCGUGUCGCGCUGCCCCCUGCUGGCUGGGGCCGGAGCUGCUCAAGUCUGUCCAACCCCGCUGCUCUGGGGGAUCCCAGCCCCACGGGGCCCCAGACUGCUUCAGGUGGUAAAGCAAAGUACAGGGGGCUGACUCCGCCCCCUUGUGCAGUGACUCCGCCCCUUUGUGCAGUGUAUCCGCCCCCUUGUGCUGUGACCCCGCUUUUCUCCCAGCAGACCCUGCCCCCUACCCCAGGCCCCCCCGUGUGACUGACUCCAUGGUCCGGCUGAGGGGCUGCUGGCCCCUCCGGCUGGGGGUCUCUGUUUAUUGUUAUUAAAGGGACACUGUUGGGAGAACAAUGGCGUAUCGCCCAUGUCUGCCCCCCCUCCACCGCGCUUUGCCCCACAAGGGCGCCCCCCCCAAACCAGGCGGUCACCAUGGCGACCAGCGUGGCGCAUUCCUGGAAGUCGAGCCGGAGGUCGCCCUUGGGGUCCAGGGUCUCGGGGUCGCAGAUCUCCUGCAGCCCUGGGAGAGGGAGUUUAUGGGCCCCGGGUCUUUCCCCUCAAGGGGGUGCUGGCUUGGGGGGCAAGGAAUGAGGCCCACUUCCCCAGUGGGCCACUCUCAGCCCAGGGGCCCUGCCAGGCAGCCCGGGGGCCGGGAAGCCAGCUCCAUCAGCUGCCCCCAGCCACUCCCUGCCCCGUUGGCACCUGUGCCAGGCCGGGUGCCCCUCGGCGUGGCUGGCGCUCACCUGGCUGACCAGCCAGAGUAGGUGUGGAGCACUGCCAGGCCCUUGGCUGCCCUAGAGCACUGCCCCCCAGCCCGGUGCCCCCAGGUCGCUCUCAGUGACCUGCCCCGCGCCCCCUACCCGCACGGGCAUUAUUAACCCGUUAUGGCCUGGGGGGGGAGAGCUCACCCUGAUGCUGCUUGUCCCAUGGCCCCUUUCCCCCCCCGCCAGCCCCUCCACCAUGAUAGCCUCAUCUGCAGGCGCCAGCGGGGUCCUUACACGGUGGGGGUGGGAUUGCAGUGGAAGCCCCCCUCUGUCCUUUGCCCUGCCCUGGGGGCCUGGGCUGGGGUGGUCUCCCUGGCACUCAGCUGGGGCUGCCAGCCCAGGGCUCCGGUUCACAGCUGGUGCUUUGGGGGAUGCGGACAUCCAUCCCCCUCUCCAAGACCCACUACGCUCGUCUCACCCAGGGGCUCUUGGUCCCCAGUGCCCCAGCCCAGCUCCUGUCUGCUCCGGCCCCCUGGGGAUCCUGCCUGCCCCUGCCUGUCUCUCCAGCAUGCUCCCUCCUCCCCAGAGCUGGCUGCAUUUCGGGGGGACCAGGCGUAUAGGGUUCUUUGCAGUGAAAGGGGGGCAUAUUAUGGGAUGCACAAAGCCCUUGGUUCCAUGCAGCUCCCAGGUUCUGUCCCUAU